This is a messenger RNA of Enterobius vermicularis (human pinworm), 315 nucleotides long. Lineage: Eukaryota; Metazoa; Nematoda; Chromadorea; Rhabditida; Oxyuridae. The record is from the annotation of a GenBank genome assembly.
AUGCACUUUUUUUUACAGGCUUUUCGUACACUGGAGCAAAUUGAAUCAGAAUUAGAUGUUGCCCGACUACAGACAGCAGCAUUAGCAGCACUGAUUGGUCCGGCAACAGCAAAAAUGUUCCAGUUUGACGAUGCAUCUAACUCUUUUGAAUCCAGUAGCCCAAUAUUACUUCAACAUCUCAGAAAAUAUGAUUACAGUGAUAAUGAUGAUGAUGAUGAUGAUGAUGAUGAUGAUGAUUCUGUUGUCGUUGUUGUUAUGGUUGCCGCUGUUGCUGUUGUUGUUACAGUUGCCCAGUUAAAAUUUACUUUAGCCUAA